Messenger RNA from Plasmopara halstedii, 309 nucleotides. RefSeq lists its product as uncharacterized. The coding region runs from base 1 to 309 and encodes 102 amino acids. NCBI's taxonomy places the organism in Eukaryota, Oomycota, Peronosporomycetes, Peronosporales, Peronosporaceae. The transcript has a single exon. The record is from RefSeq and is a predicted model, not a curated record.
AUGUACUUCGAGCCAAAGGGUGCUGGUGAUCACUUGGCACAUUGGGUGACACUUCGAUCCAUCGCACAAAUUCACAGACGUGGUGUCUGGCGCUUCUCGCGAAACUGCUUGAUUUCCCAGACGUUUUCCAAGCAAUUGAAGAGAAAGCACAAGAUACCAUGCGACAAAUACGCCUAUCGGCCAAGCCAGGUAGACAUGGCAUUUGUGGAAACGCGAGAGACGCAAGCUGAUCCAGGCUCUAGUCAAGAAAUUACUAUGUCAGCAGGAGACAGCGGAGCGUGCUGGGCCCGGAAUUCUCUCGACAGCUGA